Molecule: messenger RNA, 1949 nt
Organism: Malus domestica (apple)
Lineage: Eukaryota; Viridiplantae; Streptophyta; Magnoliopsida; Rosales; Rosaceae
Product: probable arabinosyltransferase ARAD1
Molecular function (GO): glycosyltransferase activity
Source: RefSeq, a predicted model, not a curated record
AUCUUCGAAAGAAAAAAAUCUCUCUACUAAUUGAGCGUUGGCUAUAAAAUUCUUUUCUUUUCUCCUCCCAAAUGAAUGCUUGAAGCAAAGCAAAUGGCCCAAAGGCGUGAAAAGUGCAAUUUAUUCCCAUUGAUAUUGCCUCCCUAACCGAAUCAAACGGACAGUUGGGUCCCAGUACUAUUAUACCGCCCGCGCGUUCAGCAGAUGGCCAAUCAGUAAUGCCAAACGCCAGAUCUCACAAAAUGUAUGGAAAAGCCGCCUUCGCCCUCAUCUUCGCCUUCCUCCUGCUCCUCACCUACUCAAUCUUCAUCGGCACCGUCGACAUCCGAUCCUACUUCCUCCCGCUCCUCCCCUCAUCGCCGCCGCCGGUUGUCCAGUCCCUCUGCGCCACCACCUCCCCGCCUCUCAAGGUCUACAUGUACGAUCUCCCGCGCCGCUUCAACGUCGGAAUUAUGAACCGCCGGAGCACCGACCAGACUCCUGUCACCGCCCGGACUUGGCCUCCGUGGCCAAAGAACUCCGGGCUCAAGAGGCAGCACAGUAUUGAGUACUGGAUGAUGGGCUCGCUUUUGUUCGACAGUAAUGGCGGUGACGGGAGAGAGGCGGUUAGGGUUUCUGAUCCGGAAUUGGCCGAUGCGUUCUUUGUGCCGUUUUUCUCUUCGUUGAGCUUCAAUACUCAUGGGCACAACAUGACAGACCCGGAUACUCGGAUUGAUCGCCAAUUGCAGAUAGAUUUAUUGAAAAUCUUGGGAGAAUCAAAGUACUGGCAAAGAUCUGGAGGGCGAGACCAUGUUAUCCCUUUGACACAUCCCAAUGCUUUCAGAUUUCUUCGGCCACAGGUCAAUGCGUCAAUUCAGAUCGUUGUAGAUUUUGGCAGGUAUCCUCAUGUAAUGUCAAAUCUGAGCAAAGAUGUGGUCACCCCAUACGUACAUGUUGUGGAUUCCUUUACAGAUGAUGACCGUCCAGAUCCAUUUGAGUCCCGUACUACGCUUCUUUUCUUCCAGGGAAGGACAUACAGGAAAGAUGAAGGCAUUGUUCGUGUUAAACUGGCAAAAGUCUUAGCUGGUUAUGAUGAUGUUCACUAUGAGCGAAGUGUUGCAACAGGAGAGAACAUAAAAUUGUCUACGCGACGAAUGCGUUUAUCAAAGUUCUGUCUGCAUCCUGCUGGAGACACUCCUUCAUCUUGUCGCCUAUUUGAUGCUAUUGUGAGCCACUGUGUUCCUGUCAUCGUGAGUGAUGAAAUUGAGCUCCCGUUUGAGGAUGAAAUUGACUACACCAAAUUCUCACUAUUCUUCUCAUUCAAAGAGGCUUUGAAACCUGAUUACAUGGUUAAUCAGCUCCGUAAUGUUUCAAAGGAGAGAUGGAUUGAAAUGUGGAGGACACUUAAGAAUAUCUCCCACCAUUUUGAAUUCAAUUACCCCCCAGAGAAAGAGGAUGCAGUCGAUAUGCUAUGGAGACAGGUGAAGCACAAGCUCUCUGCUGUCAAACUUUCUGUACAUAGAAUCCAAAGGUUGAAAAUACCAGACUGGUGGCGGAGGAGAAAGUGAUUUCAGGAGCUAGCGUUUGUUGUAUAUUCAAGAUCCUUUUUUCCAUCAUAGUGACAACCCUUAACGGGGUAAAGAAAUAUAGGCACCACAACACCCACAGAUUCUGCGGGUAAUGUUUGAGAGAUUCAAUAGCAUUCUUCAUAGCUUGCGGCUUAUCUAUUCAUUGACCCUGCCAAUUUUCUGUGUCAUUUGAGAGAUUCAGUACCGUUCUUCAAGUCACAUAUUGGGAGGUAUUUUCUCUUGAUGAUCAGUUGCAUCGGGUUACUAAUUUUUUAACAAUUGCUAGUUGUCGGACUCUUGAGCACUGUAAAUUUAUUUGAGUUCUAAUGUUGUAAUAACAUGGCCGUUCGCAUUGCCGCUGAUUUUGGCUAUCGUGGUAUAUUUUCUAGCUUUUCCAAUGCA